AAAAAAAGAGAUGAAGAAAAAGAGUCCUAGUGUAGCUUUGAAUCUCUCUCUCUCUCUCUCUCUCUCUCCGGUUUGCAUUUGUUGUUCUCAGAUCUGAGGUUUUUUCGAAUCUUAUAAAUCUCUUUUCCUCUAUGUUCAAGCUUCUACUACCCCACCAAAUCCCAAAAACCCUUCAGGUAUAGGAGCUGUUACUGUUAGAAAAGAUCAUGAGCGAGAAGUUUUGUGUGAGUGAUGAAGACAAGGGUGUGUUGGAAUCUGUGUUGGGUGCAGAAGCUGUUGCAUACUUUGUUUCUGCGGUUUCAAAUAAUUUCUUCUCCAGCGUGGUUGCUUCUGCUUCGGCUUUGGCCGGAACUGAUGCUGGCCUCCGGCGGCGGCUGUGCCAGGUUUUAGAGGGUUCCAAGUGGAAUUAUGCUGUGUUUUGGCAGGUUGCUGGACUGAAAUCUGGUGGCUCCGCCUUGAUUUGGGGCGACGGCCAAUGCUGCGAUCCCAAAGGGGGCGGAGCUGGCGAGGGGGGAUCUGAAGGGGAUUGGAGUGGAGUUGGUAAGGGUGAUGAAGAGGAGCUGAGAAAGAAGGUGCUGCAGAAGCUUGAUGCAUACUUUGCUUGCUCUGUGUCGAAAGAGGCGAAUUAUGCAAGAUUAGAUAGGGUUUCGGAUUUGCAUAUGUUUUACUUGGCCUCAAUGUAUUAUAUAUUUGGUUUUGAUUCGCCUUGUGGCCCUGGUUGUUCUUUCAAGUCUGGCAAAUCAAUUUGGGUUUCUGAUUCUGCUAGCUGUUCAAACCAACUAGAAUCAAGGUCAUUUCUUGGGAGAUCAGCUGGUCUUCAAACGGUUGUUUUUGUGCCUCUUAAAGCCGGAGUUGUUGAGCUUGGUUCCAUGGAAACAGUGCCAGAAGACCAGGGUGUUUUGGAUUUGGUCAGGACAGCAUUUGGUGAAUCUAGUUCUGGACAGGCGAAGGCAUUUCCGAAGAUUUUUGGCCGUGAAUUAAGCGUUGGUGGUGGGGAUGCGAAAUCUCAGUCAAUAACCAUUAGUUUCUCACCGAAGUUGGAAGAUGAUUCUGGUUUCACUUCAGACUCUUAUGAAGUUCAAGCUCUAGCAGCAAACCAUGGAUAUGGGAAUCCUUCCAAUGGGAGCAUGGGUGAAAAUAGCGAAGCAAAAUUGUUCCCUCAAAUGAUUGGUGGGAAUUACAACGCUCAAACAAGGGUUUCUUCGCUAGAUCUUGGAAAUGAAGACUCCUCCUCGACUCAUUUGGAUGAGCGGAAGCCCCGAAAAAGAGGUAGAAAGCCUGCGAAUGGAAGAGAGGAACCCCUGAAUCAUGUUGAAGCCGAGAGACAAAGGAGGGAAAAGCUAAACCAAAGGUUCUACGCCUUGAGAGCUGUUGUUCCGAAUAUAUCUAAAAUGGACAAGGCAUCUCUACUUGGCGAUGCGAUUACGUAUAUCACUGAUCUGCAGAUGAAGAUCAAGGUGUUGGAAACAGAGAAGAACAUGAAUAACAACAAUGAACCAAUGUUUCCUUUUUCGGAUAUAGAUUUCCAAGCCAGAGAGGAUGACACAGCAGUCGUGCGAGUAAGUUGCCCCUUGGAUCUCCACCCGGUUUCCAGAGUCAUUAAGACAUUCCAGGAGCAUCAAAUCAUGGCUCCAGAGUCAGGUGUUUCAACAUCGGAGGGAAAGAUGAUUCAUACAUUCUCCAUAAGAGCGCAGGGCAGCGAGGCUGCUGCAAUACAAUUGAAGGAAAAGCUUGAAGCAUCCUUAUCCAAAAACUGAUAAGUUUUCAGAAAAGAUUAUAUAUUUAUCAUCAUGUGGCAUGUUAAUGCAAUGCAACAAUGUUAUUGUUAGGUAUACAUGAUAGUGUUCUUAGUGUACUUAUAUUAAUCAGAUUGUAAGUUAAAAUCAUAUUGUAAGUUAAGUCCUAAGAUGUGGUCUUUGUGGCUCUCUUUGAACUGAUUUGUAAUCAAUGACCUGAAUUAUGUAUUUACUUAUGAUAAAUAGCAUGAGUUGAAUUAAA
Messenger RNA from Arachis stenosperma, 1998 nucleotides. Its product is annotated as transcription factor MTB3. The record is from RefSeq and is a predicted model, not a curated record. The transcript has 2 exons. Gene Ontology annotation, biological process: regulation of DNA-templated transcription. Bases 207 to 1757 code for a protein of 516 amino acids. Lineage: Eukaryota; Viridiplantae; Streptophyta; Magnoliopsida; Fabales; Fabaceae. Gene Ontology annotation, cellular component: nucleus. Gene Ontology annotation, molecular function: DNA-binding transcription factor activity; protein dimerization activity; transcription cis-regulatory region binding.